This is a messenger RNA of Urocitellus parryii (Arctic ground squirrel), 2094 nucleotides long. The record is from RefSeq and is a predicted model, not a curated record. NCBI's taxonomy places the organism in Eukaryota, Metazoa, Chordata, Mammalia, Rodentia, Sciuridae.
UAUUUAUUUGUGCCAUAAAAAAACAAUCGAUCCUAUUUAACAACUAUUUGGGCUUUUAUAUCUACCAAACCUCCUUUUUUGAGCUGUGGUCACUAAAUGAAGGGCUUCUGGUCUGAGAGAGUCUAUCUAUUCCCUCAAUUGGAUGGGUAGCGGGGACAGUGUCUCCUGUGAUCUCAAGAAUAGGAGGGAAUGUUGACUAGGGAACACCACUGCGGCCGUUCAGAGGAGCAGGAACCAGAGCCCGGGCUGAGUCCCAAAAAAGCCGGAUCCGGACCGUGGCUCCAAAACGGUUGGAAGUGGAAGAUGGAGGAGCCAGAGGAGCCGGCAGAUGGUGGGCAGUCGCUACCUCCAGUUUACAUCUACAGUCCGGAGUAUGUCAGCUUGUGUGACUCCCUGGCCAAGGUCCCCAAACGGGCCAGUAUGGUACAUUCUCUGAUUGAAGCAUAUGCACUGCAUAAGCAAAUGAGGAUAGUGAAACCCAAAGUGGCCUCCAUGGAGGAGAUGGCUACAUUCCACACUGAUGCCUAUCUGCAGCAUCUCCAGAAAGUGAGCCAAGAAGGAGAUGAGGAUCAUCCGGACUCCAUAGAAUAUGGGCUAGGUUAUGACUGUCCAGCCACUGAAGGGAUAUUUGACUAUGCAGCAGCUGUAGGAGGGGCUACAAUGACAGCUGCCCAGUGCCUGAUUGAUGGGAUGUGCAAAGUAGCCAUUAACUGGUCUGGUGGAUGGCAUCAUGCAAAGAAAGAUGAAGCAUCUGGUUUUUGUUAUCUCAAUGAUGCUGUCCUGGGAAUAUUACGAUUGCGACGGAAAUUUGACCGUAUUCUCUAUGUGGAUUUGGAUCUGCACCAUGGAGAUGGUGUAGAAGACGCCUUCAGUUUCACCUCCAAAGUCAUGACCGUGUCCCUGCACAAAUUCUCCCCAGGAUUUUUCCCAGGAACAGGUGAUGUAUCUGAUGUCGGCCUAGGGAAAGGACGGUACUAUAGUGUAAAUGUGCCCCUUCAGGAUGGCAUACAGGAUGAGAAGUACUACCACAUCUGUGAGAGUGUACUAAAGGAGGUGUACCAAGCCUUUAAUCCCAAAGCAGUGGUGUUACAGCUGGGAGCUGAUACAAUAGCCGGGGAUCCCAUGUGCUCCUUUAACAUGACUCCAGUGGGAAUUGGCAAGUGUCUCAAGUACAUCCUUCAGUGGCAACUGGCAACACUCAUUUUAGGAGGAGGAGGCUACAACCUUGCCAACACGGCUCGUUGCUGGACAUACUUGACCGGGGUCAUCCUAGGGAAAACACUAUCCUCUGAGAUCCCAGAUCAUGAGUUUUUCACAGCAUAUGGUCCUGAUUAUGUGCUGGAAAUCACGCCAAGCUGCCGGCCAGACCGCAAUGAGCCCCACCGAAUCCAGCAAAUCCUCAACUACAUCAAAGCCCCAAGCUGAGACUUGCACAUCUUGUGAGGAAUGUUUUCAAGAGAACCCUCUUCAGGACAUCAUCUCCUCAGGUAUCCUGAAGGCUGAGAUUGACAUCCUUCUAGGGGCUAGCAUUUGGGACUUCAGGUCUGGGCAUGUUCAAGGCCUGCUGAAGCCCCAAGCUUGAAGCAGUGCUUCUGCCUCGGGGGACUCUACUCCAUGGAAACAUGGCUUCUUCGCAUACCUUCCCUUUCUUCCUGAGAAGCAGAUUGACCAUUUGCUUUAGGACAUUUUAGGAGGACUUGGAAGCAGGAUUAUGGAGGAUGACUUGAAACAAUUUGCAUGACAUCAAGUGAAGGUCUCUGUGACAUCCACGCCUUAUUCUCCCUUCCUCAGCUCUGCCUUCUCUGUAUUCUCCAUUUCCCUGUGGUCCUUUAUAGGACUAUUAAGUACCCAGGAUUCCCCAUUGAAGACUUCCUUUCCUUCCUGCUUCACUAAAAGGUAUAAUGAAUGGAAGCUGGGGUGUAGCUUAGUGGUAGUGCACUUAGGUGGCUUGCGCAAAGUCCUAGGUUUUCAUCCUCAGCACCACCACCCCCCAAAAAAGAAUAUAAGAAAUAGAAAGGUUUUCCAUUGUUGCUGUUAAACAGAAAAAUAAGCUAUAAAAAUAUCAUACUAAAUUUUUUACAAGUUCUAAAAUAA